AUGUGGCUACCGCGUGUGUCCAGCUCAGCGGUGACCGCGCUCCUGCUGGCGCAGACCUGCCUCCUGCUCUUUCUGGUCUCGAGGUCAGGGCCGUCAUCCUCAGCCGGCAACCAGGAGCGAGUGCACGUGCUGGUGCUGUCCUCGUGGCGCUCAGGCUCCUCCUUCGUGGGCCAGCUCUUCAGCCAGCACCCUGAUGUCUUCUAUCUGAUGGAGCCUGCCUGGCACGUGUGGGCCACCCUGUCGCAGGGCAGCGCUUCGGCGCUACACAUGGCCGUGCGCGACCUGAUCCGCUCAGUCUUCCUGUGCGACAUGGACGUGUUCGAUGCCUACCUGCCCUGGCGCCGCAGCCACAAUCUGUCAGACCUCUUCCAGUGGGCAGUGAGCCGCGCGCUGUGCUCGCCGCCUGCCUGUAGCGCCUUCCCCCGCGGCGCCAUCAGCAGCGAGGCCGUGUGCAAGCCACUGUGCGCGCGGCGGCCAUUCGGGCUGGCUCAGGAGGCCUGCCGCUCCUACAGCCACGUGGUGCUCAAGGAGGUGCGCUUCUUCAACCUGCGGGUGCUCUACCCGCUGCUGCGCGACCCCGCACUCAACCUGCGCAUCGUGCACCUGGUGCGCGACCCACGGGCUGUGCUGCGCUCGCGUGAGCAGACGGCCAAGGCUCUGGCGCGUGACAACGGCAUCGUACUGGGCACCAAUGGCACAUGGGUGGAGGCCGACCCCGGGCUGCGCGUGGUGCAGGAGGUGUGCCGCAGCCACGUGCGCAUCGCUGAGGUCGCCACGCUCAAGCCUCCGCCUUUCCUGCAGGGCCGCUACCGCCUGGUGCGCUUCGAGGACCUGGCGCGGGAUCCUCUGGCGGAGAUCCGUGAGCUCUACGCCUUCACUGGCCUGAACCUCACGCCACAGCUCGAGGCCUGGAUCCACAACAUCACGCACGGGGCGGGACCUGGAGCGCGCCGGGAAGCCUUCCAGACCACGUCCAGGAACGCGCUCAACGUCUCCCAGGCCUGGCGCCACACGCUGCCUUUCGCCAAGAUCCGGCGUGUGCAGGAGCUGUGCGCAGGGGCGCUGCAGCUGCUGGGCUACCGGCCAGUGUCCUCUGAGAACGAGCAGCGCGACCUCGCCCUGGAUUUGCUGCUGCCUCGAGGCCCGAGCAGCUUCAGCUGGGUGUCAUCCACCACCUCUUAG
Otolemur garnettii (small-eared galago) is the source of this 1182-nucleotide messenger RNA. RefSeq names its product carbohydrate sulfotransferase 6. Lineage: Eukaryota; Metazoa; Chordata; Mammalia; Primates; Galagidae. Gene Ontology annotation, biological process: N-acetylglucosamine metabolic process; carbohydrate metabolic process; keratan sulfate proteoglycan biosynthetic process. The record is from RefSeq and is a predicted model, not a curated record. Gene Ontology annotation, cellular component: Golgi membrane. Gene Ontology annotation, molecular function: N-acetylglucosamine 6-O-sulfotransferase activity. The coding region runs from base 1 to 1182 and encodes 393 amino acids. The transcript has a single exon.